GCUUAAAAAUGCUAACAAGAACUUUAUUCAAAACCAAGCUGCAUAGCAACCUGCUUCAAACUCCGUUCAAAAGUAUGGCUUCGAUUGCAGAUAUCAAGAAUCUUCGUUCAUCCACUGGCUCGCCUAUUGGCGAGUGCAAGAACGCACUUGAGAAAUUCAAAGGAGAUUUUGAAAAAGCCAAAGAGUGGCUUAGAGAACAAGGAGUUGCAUACGCUGAUAAGAGGACCGAAAGAUCAACCGCUCAAGGCCAGAUUGGAAUGAAGGUGGUCAAUGAUAACCAGACUGCUCUUAUGAUUGAAAUCAACUGCGAGACCGACUUCGUCGCUAAAACAGAUAUGUUUAAAGAUGGAGUAAAGACUUACCUUGAUACUCUUGCUAAAGUAGAAGGUCUUGAAAUAUCUUUAUCUGAGAAAGAUAGCGAAGAAGCUAAAGAGAAGUUUUUAAGCUACAGCCUUCAGUCCUCUCUAGACCCAGAUGCACAAUCAAUGACAGGAAGUGAAGGCCUCACUUAUCUCAUUGCCAAGACUAGAGAAAACUGCAAUAUUGGAAGUAUCUUCAGGAAGACAGCCAGAGAAGACCAAAAGUGGGGGAAUUACCUUCAUGGAAGCCAAGCAGCUGAUCUCUGUAAGACCGGUUCUUUAGUCCUUAUGAACUCUACUAAUUCAAAGGUGGAUCUCUCUGCUCUUGCCAACACUAUCGCCAUGCAUGUGGUUGCAAUGAAGCCAACCUUCAUCUCUCAGUCAGAAGCUGAUGAAAGUGAAGAAAAGGUAUCUAAAGACCAAAUUCUUCUCAACCAAGAACUAAUCUGUCCUCAAAACACCGAUAAUCUAACUGUAAAGGCCUGGAUUCAAAAGCAAGAGGAGAGCCAUGGAGCCAAAAUCACGAUUGAGGAGUUCAAUAUUUUCUCUUGCUCAUAA
This is a messenger RNA of Moneuplotes crassus, 917 nucleotides long. The record is from the annotation of a GenBank genome assembly. NCBI's taxonomy places the organism in Eukaryota, Ciliophora, Spirotrichea, Euplotida, Euplotidae.